UCUAGUGUUUUUAAAAAUAAAUAGAUAUUUAAAAAUGAUUUGAACCCGAAAAUUCAAACAAUCAAAAUGUGGAAAAAAUACUUAUGAUGUUUUAUAAAGUAAAAUUAAAACAAUAUAUUAGUUUCAUGUGAGAAUUGAAUUAAAUUUUGCCUCGUGUUCUAUUUCACACAUGAAAAUAUACUCACUAUCUUUGUUUGUCACGAAUAGUUUUCCCAUGAAUAUCGAUCGAUUACGAAAGACUUGUUUUUGUGAUAUUUAUAUUUACACCAUGCUCCGUUCACUGUUGUUAUGUGAUUAGAUGGCAUAUUUGUGUUUUUAAGUUAAAGUGGCAGUCUCACACAUCACUAUACUUAACAAAAAUAGCUUUAAAAUUAGCACGUCUUGGUACAUAUUCAUCACAACCACAAGCUUAAACCGUUUCUUUGUAAUGGUAUAAAUUUCAAAAAGUGAAUGUGUGUAUCAAUUUUCGUCCAUGUAUUGUUGCUCCUUUCUCUCGCGACUGGGAGUCGGGAUGGCGAGCAUGAGUUCGACGCUCGUCGAGACUGUCUCCAUCAACUACGAGGACUUUAACGAGAGCUUCCUCACUUGCGGCACGUGCCUAUGCACUUACGAUGGAAGCGAGCAUACUCCCAAACUUCUCCCAUGCUCCCACACAGUCUGCUUGCAUUGCCUUACACGAAUAGCAGCGUCACAAACUAGAGAUUCAGGAAGUUUCCGGUGUCCAAUUUGUCGUGAGCUAAUCACAAUACCCAGAGGAGGAGUGGCAGCACUGCCGCCUUCGUUUCUUGUCAAUCAACUACUUGACUUAAUGGCAAGACAGAGGCGGGAAGUAAUACCGCAGUGUAGCUCCCAUCCGGGCAGAGAAUUGCUGUUUUGCGAAACUUGUGAUUGCGUUUUCUGCCGACAUUGUGCCGACGGCCCUCACAGUGAUACACCUUGCGAUCAUACAGUAGUGCCGUUCUCUAUAGCCUUAAAGAGAAUGUCUGAAAUACUUUUGUAUAGAGCCAAUGAGUGCCUUAGUAAACUUGGAACGGCGAGAGAAGCUGUUGCGAGUGAACUGAGAAGACUUGAAGCUGCCGCCAGCGCGGCUGAAGAAGCUAUAGAUAGACACUUUGCUGAGUUGCGAAGUGCUUUAGAUAAACGACAUAGCGAAUUGAAAUCGGCCGCAACUGCAGCGGCAACGCAUAAGCGGAAACUACUCGAAGAGCAGUUAAAAUUGAUUGACGCUGAAAAAAGUAAAGUGGAGGCAGAAUGUUCUGGUCUCCAACAGCAAGUAGAAGUCCGCGAAGUGAGUAGUCGGGCAGCGGCACUUGGUGCGAGGCUCGGGGACGCUGCAGCCCUAGCGGAGCCCCGAGAAAACGCCUUCCUAGCGGUGGACUUUGCUCACAAUGAUGCUCAGCAGAGGUUCUCUGAAGCGCUUGCUAUGUUGGGUAGAGUUCGGACCAGUACCACGUUCCCGGGACUAUGUACUUUACAAUUAGAGUCUUCGUGCGUUUCUGGUCUGGAGGUGGUAGUCUCUCUGUAUACUGUUGAUUACCACGGCGAGGCGCGGAGGACUGGAGGGGACCCUGUCACCGCCGCCGCCACGCUAGAUGACGCACCAUUGCCCUGUACCGUCAUUGAUCUCGACUCCGGUAUCUACAGGAUAACAAUGCGUCCGUGGAGUGCGGGCGCGAUUUCCGUGCGCGUGCUGGUAUUCUCGCGAGCGGUGCGGGAUUCGCCGCUGCGGGCGCAGGUGUCGACACACGCUUGCCCGGAGCUCGUGUGGGGCUCGCGGGGCACGGGGAAGGAACAACUGAAUCAACCUGUUGCGUUAGCGAGAUGUCCCAAACGUCGUGAGAUCUACGUGCUGGAUGCGGGCAACUCCAGGGUGAAGAUAUUGGAUGAUGAGACGUUCGCAUUUAAAAACCAUAUUGUUAAUGAAGGUUUAGCCGGCCGAAGUUGUACGGGUAUCGCUGUGACAGCAGAAGGAGUGAUUGCUGUUAACUGGAGGACAAGAACUCUAACUGAGGUUAACACAGACGGGUCGACGCUGCGCACGAUAAAGUCGGAGCGUCUGGUGGAGCCUGUUUGCGUCGCAGCGGACGUCUCCACCCGCCGGCUGGCAGUCGCAGACAACGGAGCGCGAGCAGUGUUCGUGUUCGACAGAGACGGCAAUAUUGAGCGGGAGAUUGGCAGCGGUGACCUCGGCCUGGUGGGUGGGUUGGCGAUGACGGAAGAUCUGGUGAUCGUGGCCGACGUGGCCAUCAGAAUAUACGACGUUGAGGGUAACUUGAAGACUACCUUUGCACCUGUUCCUAAAGGUCGGGGCGGGUACGGCGGCAUAGCGCUAUGUCGGACGGAGGCGGGGCUUCAGAUCGUGUGCGCGCGAUCGGUGCGAGGCCGACCUGCGAUCCUCGUGCUCGAUGCGGCCAGUGGGCGGCUCCUGGCGGCGUGCGAGCUGGCCGACCGACGACCGCGCCGCGUGGCCGGCAUCACGCUGCUCAACAACAAGAAGGCACUGCUCGCAGACUUAGCUGGAGACUGUCUCAGACUGCACACCUAUUGGUGAAUGAUAUCGUAAUAUGUUUGAACGUGAAUGAAAUGGCGGGAGGUGGAUUGAAAUCGAAUUUUACGUGCUAGUCGAAUGUAACCGAGAAUCGAAUGUUGGCCAUAAUCUCGUGCGAUCCGUUCGUACCAAAGACGCCGCCCGCGGGCGCGGCUGGCUUAGUGAUAACUUAUGUUUAGUACUUACAGUAUUUAUUUCGAAUUAAGUUUGUCUUCUCAAUUUUUUGACUUUUAAGGGUAUUUUACCUUUUAUUUGACAUCAGAGGCCGCUAUAUUUUAACAUUGAGCUUAUAACUUUCUAGAAUGAUGUUAAAAUGUAGUGAUAAGUAAUAAUUGUAUGAUAUACCUACAUAAUGCAUUCGGGAAAGUUUAAAAAAAAAUAAUAGUACUUAUCGAAAUGAGUAUUAAGAGAAUUGGUAAGAGUAGAAUGAGAAGAGAGAUAAAGUAGAAUUAUAACGAAUUUGGUUGAUCUCAAUUACUAUUUUUAUUGUAUUUGUUGGAAAUUAAAUUGUAGUAUUAAAUACUGUAUAGUAACAGAUAUAUACAAAACACAAAAUAAAAUAGACACAAUACUAUUGCACGGGCGGGACAAAUACAAGACUAAUGGGUGAACAAAUUGACAGUCCUACAAAACACUAAUGAACAGACAGACGGAUAUACACAAGACCAAUCACGGACAAAUGAAUAGAUACAAGACUACACUACACUACACUGUAGUAGUCCUUCCCACGACACGCCACAAGUUAGGAUGUCAUCCCCACCAUCUGGAUGUGUGGCGGUACUCCUCCACAGUGCGGUUAUCAAGCAGCUUUAUUCCACGUACUACAAAUCUGUGCAAUUAACUUACUUGUGCGGUGUUUCCGGGACGAUACGACAUGAGUACCUUCAAAAAAAGCGCGUACACCUUCCUUAAAGGCCUGCAACGCUCUUGUGAUUUCUCUGGUGUUUCAAGAGAAUGUGGGCGACGGUGAUCACUUAACACCAGGUGACCCGUACGCUCGUUUGUCCUCCUUUUUCAUAAAAAAAAAGACUAAUGCACGGACUAGACUAAAAAAGGAUAGACGGAAGACUAAUGCACUGACAUAGAGUCAAAACACUAACGCAUAGACACAACACUAAUGCACGGACAUAUUGACACAUGUAUUGGAAAUACUUUUAGGUACGGAGCCUUAAAAAUUUGCUUUUUAAACUACCCGCUCAAUUUCAUGCAUUAUGUAGGUAAGUAUUUUAUUAUGCCUUAAAGCUGGUCUUUAUCUUAAGUAAAAUUUUCGACUGAUUUUUUUUAUUUGUGUUGUCGUUGAUUGAGUGUACAUAUUGGCGUCACUAGUCUUGAUGUGUGAACAGUUUUAUAUUUAGUUUUAUACGAGGUAAUACUGUAACGUUGAUGUUCCUUGUUUUGCGUUUAUACAGUGAGUGAAAUUUCGGGCGGGGUGAAUGGGAAUUUAUUGAUGAAUAUUAUUGAGAGUACAGUCGUGUUGAAUUACACAGUAGUACAUUAAUUACUAUGACGGGUACUCAUGAUAUUUUGAUCCAAUUGCAUGAAACUUGGUCGCGGCGGAACUGCGGAGGCGGCUAAUUUGUCUAAUUUUUCACACUCUACUCGUCAACGUCAACGGUCAGUAGAGUGCCAUACUUUUAGGUCUUUAAGUUGCAUUUGUACUGCAAAGUGAGACCACGGGAUUCAAUGUUUGCGCUAGUCUAAAAAGAAGCCCUAUUAAAAUUCUUUGGAUGUUUUUUUCAAUUUCGAUAACUUCUCUAACAAGCCGUGGGAUUUAUUGGCGCUCAGUAGAAUACAUCCUGCGUCAUAAUUAUUACUAUGUUAAAGUUCCGCGAUGAUAAAAUUUUAGAACCAUACAUUAGUACCUACUCGUAACUUUCAAAGUCAAAAGGUAAUCUAUUUGUCAAACCUCUGUUGGAUUCUUUUUGAUGUCAGCUGAAGCACUACCAGCUCUUGGGAAACAUACGGCGCCUUUGGAAACCCUUUAUUUUUUGCGCUUUGUCGCAUAUAAUUAAUAUAUAUUUGCGUCUGGAUUACGCAAAAAUGGAUACCGACGUAAGAGCAUAAUAUACAGGGUGUUUUUCAUAUGUGUAAUAAAUUUUUAGGUAAUUUUUUUCCAAAAUUCUACUCCGUUUUAAAUAUUUAUAAACCAAUAGCGUUACUAAGACAUGUUUUUUUUUAAGUAAUAAUAAUGAAAUGAUAUUUACAUACAAACCAACAAGAAUACCAAUUCUGUAGAUCAAAAUAUAGUUACUUUCAUUGACACAAUGUAUUUCGAAGUUUAAUUAUUUGUGAAAUAUUAUUUUGAUAUUAAAAUAAAUAAAGAGUUAAGUGUGGGUAUAAAUAUUGUCACUAAUGAAUUUUAAAUUUGGUACACAUUGAAACAUCCUGAUUAGUUAACUCAUAGGUCUAAUAUAUACUAGCGUAUAGACAAAACAAAGCAUGCGAGAGAAGAGCAUCUCUAACAGAUAAAGAAAUGGAAAAAAUGCCAACAAAUUUUAUUUCCUCACCUAAAUUGUCCCAGAUAGUGAAUCAAAUUUUUUUUUCAUGAAUUAUCAAAUUAUGGCGUAUCUCCGUUAGAGACGUUCUUCAAUCUAGCAUGCUUGGUUUGUAUAUGGGCUAGUAUAUUGUAAGUCCACAGAUUUUUGUUGCAAAAAACCUUGUUUCCAUUCACCCCGUGUAACUAUGUAAUUCAUUUGUACAAAGUAAUUUUUUUGUUCAUUAAUUUAACAAACUAAUAUAAAUACAUACAUAUAUACAUAUACAAGUAUACAUAUUAUAUUUUGUGUAAAGUAUUUAUAGUACAAAAGCAUUAGUAUCAUGGAUUGGAAUACUAUUAUUACUAAAACAGAAAUAAGCAACACAUUAAAACAAGAAAUAUAAUUGCGAAAACUAUAUGUAGAUAAUAUUGUGACAGUUAUAAAUCCGAGUUUAUAGAAAUUGCAAAGAAAGUCUUUAUAUGCGUAGUUUGAGUCGAGCCAUUUCGGUUCUUAGCCACGAUACACUGCUUAUUCGCAACUAUAAUAUGAAUUAAUUAUUAACAUUAAUAAUAAUUGAUGUGGCACUAUUGAAAAAUGAGACAUUUAAACUUUAAGUCACAAUUGUAUCACUUAUAACCUCCAAUUCUAUCGCACUCUUAAUACUUACACUUGAACAUUGAUAUUUAUUUAUACAAAGAUACCUAUUGAAUUUGUUAUUAUAAUCGAGAAUUUGAUAUACAAAAAUGUAACAAAAUUUUUGUUCGAAAAGUAUUUCUGAAACUACUGCGAAACUUUAAGAAGACUUAAGAAUAUUAUUUCUACCUUCAUCUACACCCAUGCUGUAAUCCCUCUAUUAAAGGUUCUAAAACAGUUAGCUUAUUGCCAACAUUAAAACACCCAAUGUCCCAAUACGAGUGUUGCAAUGAAAUUGAGUACAACGUUAUAUCAUCUGUUUUCAUAAUAACACUCCUUUGGAUGAUAUUAUGGUUACUAGGACUGGCUAACUGUUUCAGUAUCUUUUAUAGAGGAUUCAUAUUAUGGGUGUAGAUAAAGUCUUGUAUGCAACUGUUGAUAAUUAGGUAUUAAAACACUCAUGUGAUACUAUUAUCAUAAACCCACAUUCGUUUUUAAUACCUCUUAUUACACAACAGUUGUAUAAAUAACUAUUACCUUUCUUCUAAUUAUUGAUAACAACCUCCAAAAAUUAAAAUACUCGUGUAUAGAUGAAAAUAAUUUCACUGGAAUCUCAGCCAAUAGAUAAUUAAAACAAAUUUGAAAGGAUCCCUUAAUUAUUAUCGUGUUUGUACGAUUUAAAUGUAAACAAGUUUUAUCGCUGCUUAGAAUAUCACAAUUAAAACGUAUUAUGCUCAAUAACGUCAUAUCGCGUAUAUUAGUGAUAUUUAACUUCCAUUUUUCUAGCGGUUCUUAUAAAAGGCAUCAUGAAUGGUUAAAUUUCUCAAAUAUGCUAUUUCUGAGUACAUAAGUGAUUUAUAAUAAUUAGUUCGUGUGAUUUCGAAUGUUGGCAGAUUAUGAAACGGCUAUAAUAAUAAUAUAUUAAUAACAUGGUAAUAGUGUGUAUUAUCGUUACCUUUCAGCACAAAACAAUCAUGUCACUUUUAACUAAUCGCCAAUUUCGAAUUUACUGAUGACAAGGGUCCGUGAAUAGGAAAAUAUCAUUUAUCGGCUGAUAUUAGAGUCUUAAGUGCGAGUGAGAACAGCAUAUCGAUAAUACUGUUCACUCCGCAUUAGCGUAAGCGGCUUGGGUUACGACCUAUGUUUAAUAAGAUACCUACUAAAUCGCGGGUUGACGUUUUUGACACUUAACAACAAAGUCUUGAUGUCACUUCAGAAAGGAUUAUAUAACGUCAACAUACGUAUUGACUACAAAUAAUUGAUGAAUUAAAUAUUUUUUUCCGUUUACCGCGUUAGAAGCGGGAUUUGCAAAGAUAUUCUAUUAUGACUCGAGUUAACUUUGUAGUUUAAUACAAUAAAUAUGUGGAAGUUUAUACCCAUGGGAGUCUUGUGGACGGUGCUAUAUACAGAACUCGGAAACGGAUAUUUGGCCUUCUCUAGUCCUCAUUUUAAUACAGUCCACAAAGGCGCCAGCCUUGAUAAUUACUUAUUAAGUUAUACCCUCAAUACAUACAAUUGAUGGAUUUAAAACUAGUGUAUGAAAUCAACAUUAGAAAAAAACUUUUAUUUGUUAUAAGUCGAUAAUUUUCUACAUAAGUUUAUUGAUGUCCUACAAUUCUAAAUCAAAAACAUACAGUACUUUGAAAUGUAUUAAGCUGAUUUCUGCCGAAUUGUUAUAUCAAUAUAUUAUGGAAUGGUAAAUGUAUCGUAAAUCAAUUGUUAAAACGUAUAUGUAAGUAAUC
This is a messenger RNA of Leptidea sinapis, 7400 nucleotides long. RefSeq names its product tripartite motif-containing protein 2-like. The record is from RefSeq and is a predicted model, not a curated record. Bases 473 to 2551 code for a protein of 692 amino acids. The transcript is spliced from 12 exons. Gene Ontology annotation, biological process: positive regulation of DNA-templated transcription. NCBI's taxonomy places the organism in Eukaryota, Metazoa, Arthropoda, Insecta, Lepidoptera, Pieridae. Gene Ontology annotation, cellular component: chromatin; nucleoplasm. Gene Ontology annotation, molecular function: protein binding; zinc ion binding; ubiquitin-protein transferase activity.